Molecule: messenger RNA, 1089 nt
Organism: Aspergillus niger
Lineage: Eukaryota; Fungi; Ascomycota; Eurotiomycetes; Eurotiales; Aspergillaceae
Gene: pgaII
Product: polygalacturonase pgaII-Aspergillus niger
Exons: 2
Coding region: 1-1089 (362 amino acids)
Biological process (GO): pectin catabolic process
Cellular component (GO): extracellular region
Molecular function (GO): polygalacturonase activity
Source: RefSeq, a predicted model, not a curated record
AUGCACUCGUUUGCUUCUCUUCUCGCCUACGGCCUGGUCGCCGGCGCCACCUUCGCUUCUGCCUCUCCUAUCGAAGCUCGAGACAGCUGCACGUUCACCACCGCUGCCGCUGCUAAAGCGGGCAAGGCGAAAUGCUCUACUAUCACCCUUAACAACAUCGAAGUUCCAGCUGGAACCACCCUCGACCUGACCGGUCUCACCAGCGGUACCAAGGUCAUCUUCGAGGGCACCACGACCUUCCAGUACGAAGAAUGGGCAGGCCCCUUGAUCUCCAUGAGUGGCGAACAUAUCACCGUCACUGGUGCCUCCGGCCACCUCAUCAAUUGCGAUGGUGCGCGCUGGUGGGAUGGCAAGGGAACCAGCGGAAAGAAGAAGCCCAAGUUCUUUUACGCCCAUGGCCUUGACUCCUCGUCUAUUACUGGAUUAAACAUCAAAAACACCCCCCUUAUGGCGUUUAGUGUCCAGGCGAAUGACAUUACGUUUACCGAUGUUACCAUCAAUAAUGCGGAUGGCGACACCCAGGGUGGACACAACACUGAUGCGUUCGAUGUUGGCAACUCGGUCGGGGUGAAUAUCAUUAAGCCUUGGGUCCAUAACCAGGAUGACUGUCUUGCGGUUAACUCUGGCGAGAACAUCUGGUUCACCGGCGGCACCUGCAUUGGCGGCCACGGUCUCUCCAUCGGCUCUGUCGGCGACCGCUCCAACAACGUCGUCAAGAACGUCACCAUCGAACACUCCACCGUGAGCAAUUCCGAAAACGCCGUCCGAAUUAAGACCAUCUCUGGCGCCACUGGCUCCGUGUCCGAGAUUACGUACUCCAACAUCGUCAUGUCUGGCAUCUCCGAUUACGGCGUGGUCAUUCAGCAGGAUUACGAAGACGGCAAGCCUACGGGUAAGCCGACGAACGGUGUCACUAUUCAGGAUGUUAAGCUGGAGAGCGUGACUGGUAGCGUGGAUAGUGGGGCUACUGAGAUCUAUCUUCUUUGCGGGUCUGGUAGCUGCUCGGACUGGACCUGGGACGAUGUGAAAGUUACCGGGGGGAAGAAGUCCACCGCUUGCAAGAACUUCCCUUCGGUGGCCUCUUGUUAG